Molecule: messenger RNA, 399 nt
Organism: Trichophyton rubrum CBS 118892
Lineage: Eukaryota; Fungi; Ascomycota; Eurotiomycetes; Onygenales; Arthrodermataceae
Exons: 1
Coding region: 1-399 (132 amino acids)
Source: RefSeq, a predicted model, not a curated record
AUGACGAGGAAGACGAGUACAUCAAGGGCCAGAGCAAGGAGAGCAAGCGCGAGCGCCAACGCAAGGAGAAGAAUAUCCUUGAAGUCGACAUGCGCUUCGUUGAGGUCCCGCGACGUGGUGGUGACUCCUCCCGUGGCCGUGGCCGUGGUGGUGACCGUGGCGGCGAUCGCGGUCGUGGCGGCCGUGGCGGACGUGGUGAUUUCCGUGGUGGCCGUGGAAACGGUCGCGGAGCUCCUCGCGGCGGACCUUCCCACGCUACCGGCCCUACCGUCGACGAGAAGAACUUCCCUUCUCUUGGAGGCAAAUAAGCGAGCAGAUCUCUACAGCUCCAUGUGCAUGGACUGGCUCCCUAAGAAGGGUGACAGGGCCGGUCUUACACCAAGGCUGCUACUCAACUAA